This is a messenger RNA of Eupeodes corollae, 1140 nucleotides long. RefSeq names its product ubiquitin-conjugating enzyme E2 G1-like. The record is from RefSeq and is a predicted model, not a curated record. Gene Ontology annotation, biological process: protein polyubiquitination; proteasome-mediated ubiquitin-dependent protein catabolic process. Gene Ontology annotation, molecular function: ubiquitin conjugating enzyme activity. NCBI's taxonomy places the organism in Eukaryota, Metazoa, Arthropoda, Insecta, Diptera, Syrphidae. Bases 306 to 812 code for a protein of 168 amino acids. The transcript is spliced from 3 exons.
UUUCUUCCAUCAACUUCAGCAUCGAGCAGACGACGUUUCGUUUAGCUCUUUCGUUUUUUUUGUGUCUACUGCUGAGAGCAACUUCAUCCAAAAGAAAAAGAAUAAAUACUCGCACAUUUAACUAAAGAAAAACUUAAAAGUGUUAAGAAAAUUUUUAUUCAGUAUUCAGUGCAUAAUUAGCUUCGAAAAUUUCAACCAACACUCCAUAGGAUCAAUUUAGAAAAAUUAAACUAAAAAACCUAUCCACAAUCUACCCAUAAUCGAUUCUCAAGUAGCUAGCCUCUCCGGGCCGUAAUAAAUAAUAAAUGUCUGAAUUGCAGUCAUCCCUCUUGCUUAAAAAGCAACUAGGAGAAUUAAACAAAAAUCCUGUGGAAGGAUUCUCAGCUGGCUUAAUCGAUGACUGUGAUAUAUUUCGAUGGGAGGUCCUCAUAAUCGGUCCACCGGACACACUUUAUGAAGGAGGUUUUUUUAAGGCCCAUCUGCAUUUCCCAAAAGAAUAUCCACUUCGGCCUCCACGCAUGAAGUUCGUCACAGAGAUCUGGCAUCCAAAUAUCGAAAAGAACGGUGACGUUUGCAUUAGUAUCCUUCACGAGCCUGGCGAUGAUAAAUGGGGUUAUGAAAAGGCAUCUGAACGUUGGCUUCCCGUGCAUACGGUUGAAACAAUUUUGAUAUCAGUGAUAUCAAUGCUAGCCGACCCCAAUGAUGAGUCACCAGCUAAUGUUGAUGCAGCCAAGGAAUGGAGAGAGUCUUAUCCAGAAUUUAAACGUAAAGUAGCUCGUUGUGUCCGAAAAAGUCAAGAGGAAUGCUCGUAGAAUUUUUUGUAUCUAUUUAAAUUUAAAAGAAAUUAUUUAACUGAUUUUUUGCCGUUUACCAUAAGUAAACAAAUUGUAAACAAGCAGAAAAUGUAAAAGAUAAAAAAAACAACAACAACAACAACAACCAACCAAUAACAACAACAACAACAAAAAAGUACUAUUAUGCAUUGUUUUGCUUAAAAACCAGCCAAUACGCAAUUGAUAAGAUUCGUAAAUUUAUAAAUAUUAAAAGAAAACAAAAUAAAAUAAAAUUUAUAUCCAACAAACAAAAAUUUCCUAAAUUAAAUGAAAACAAAAUAAAAUAAAUAAAAAAACAAUACUUUUA